This is a messenger RNA of Ustilago hordei, 2274 nucleotides long. RefSeq lists its product as uncharacterized. Bases 1 to 2274 code for a protein of 757 amino acids. The record is from RefSeq and is a predicted model, not a curated record. The transcript has a single exon. Lineage: Eukaryota; Fungi; Basidiomycota; Ustilaginomycetes; Ustilaginales; Ustilaginaceae.
AUGGACGCAUGGUCCAGUCCUUGGGGCGACGACGACUCUCAGAAGACACCGGCAAUACCAAGACGAAGCGGCAAGGAUGACUCUGCAGAUCCUCUCGACAAGCUCACUUCCGCGCCCUUUUCUUCGCUUAAUUCCUUUGACGCAUCCGACCCCUGGGCCAUUGAUGCUGCCACUCCCGCAGCAGAUCCCAGCUCCUUCCCGGACCCGGUCAGCACGUUGAUAAGCGGUGCAGAGGACAUCCUUUCGUCUGCUCUACCUUCGUCGACAUGGCAUGAAGAGUCAGAGAAGAAUGCCAUUCGCGCGGAGCUUAGUCCAGCAACAGCAACACCACCUCUCAAAGCGUCCUUACCGCCAUCUGACACUGGCACUCCAGCGUCUCCCCUUCCACAGCAAUCGCUCUCUUCCUAUGACCCCUGGAUGGCUGACGUGUCCUCUACUUGGGAUGUUCAGCAGCGAAAACCAUCUUCUGUCGUUCCCACAUUAGAAACAGACCCACAACCAUCCGGAUGGAGCAAUGCCGAUGCGGCCUUAGCGCGCUCGCACCAGCUCGAACAGCGCUUCUCCUCUACCAAGCUUGAUAGCACGGCCCAUUCACCCGAUUAUUAUGCCCUGCAGGGCGCGGACAAUGACUAUGACCGGGAGGAAGGCGAGAACACGGAGAGUAAUCUGGAUGUGUGGGCAGCAGAGGCGUCUUCCAGGGAAGAGAAAGCAAGACGACUGGAUCGAGAGGAGAUUGACAUGCUCAAGGUGGAUGCUCGCAAGCUUAUCUCCAGCAUCAACACGGAGCAAGAAACACAAGCAAGUUUCGCAGACCCAACCAUCAGCGAUUCGUCAUGGACGCAUCUCUUUGGCAGUCAAGGCACACAACGCGACAAGCUUCAUCACCUUCAAACGGCGCCUCCGGCACUCAUGUCUUCGAGUGGAGCGUUGCGCUCCGAUUUGAUGCAAGCUAGCCCAGCAACCUUAGAUCAGAUCCGCAGCACGAUUGCAAGGACCGAGAAUCGUGGCGUUAGACUUGCGUCUACAGACAACAGUGCUCUCUGGCAAAGAGGUUCACGACCCCUUCCCAAAGCCGAUUGGUUACCGGACGGUCUAUUCGGAGACACUGACGUAAACGCUCCCCGGAAAGCGACAGCAGGACCGACUGUCAGCAGUUCCAGCACUACAUCUGGUCCUGGCUGGAUGCAGACCUCGAGCAACGAAGCUCGAUCCACUUCUGGUCCCAGCUUCCUUGCGUCUUUCUUCAAAGGUCGUCAGACAAGUGCGUCGAGUGCGGCUGCGAUUUCUGACGCCAUUCCAAGUCAAUCUACUUCACAAACUCAGUCAGGUAGAAACUCGCUGUAUUCAAUCGGCGCAUCGCCUUCGAUACCAGCAAAUGCACAGUUCGAACCGUAUCAGGGCAAUGCAGCCAGUAGAUACUCGGACGAUCCAAGCGGGCCGGAUCUCAUGUCUCUCGAAACCGGCCCUGCGCCAGCCUCUACGACGAGCUCAGCAGUGCGUCCAGCAUCUGCUCAAGUUCAGGGACCUGGUUUGCUGAGCAGAUGGAGAAACAGCGGUUUGUUCAAGUCGUCAGCCAAGAAGACUAAUCCAGGUUGGGCAGCGGGUUCCCUCAAAGGAGACCAUCUAGACUGGCUCGAAGAGCAGGAAAGCACCGACAGCAGAACGAGUCAAUAUCGCUACGACGAGGAGGAAGAUGACUCGUUCGCCAGCUUUCAGAAUACGCAGACACAAUCGCCUCCUCCUCCUCCGCCGUCAAACGCAGGAACUGAUCCGCCCAUCACUGCGCCAGCAUCAGAUCCCUUCGACAAUCUAUUCGGUCCAGUGUUUCAGAGAAGUCUCAACCCAGGUUCGAGCCCGGCAGCAACGUCAUCUGCACGGUCAAGCCUUUCGGCGAGUCGCAUAAGUGGCGAUGGUGGAAUGAUGACCAUUAACACAAAUCUAGGCAGGGCAAGUAGUCUGGCACGGAAAAGUGCCGCAUCCCCGUUGCAACCACCGCCGCAGGUGCAGAACAAGAGGUUUUCCAUCGUGCCACCACCUCGAGCGAACGCAGCUUCGCCGAAGAUAGCCAUUCUGGAUGUCGGAGUCAGACAACAACAGGCAAAAGAUGCUUUUGCUGACUUUUUCAGUGAUGCUCCCUCACAGCAGCCCCUCAGCAGUACGGCAAAUGCUACCAAAGCUCAGUCAACGCCAAUAUCGGCGGGAUCCGCGCCUACAAAGUCAGCUGGAGGUGCUGCAUUGACCGCCGAUGACCUCCUGUUCUUCGACAACCUUUGA